AUGGUGAAGGGACGCAAUGGGAAGAGCGGCAAGAAGACUGCUGACAAUGCUCUGGACAACGAUGUACCUGAUGUACCCGUGAAGGAUUCCGCUGACUCUGGGACGCCGCUCCCCGGUCCUGCUUCCACGACUGUGGUCGGUCCUUUCGAAGCUCUUCCAGAGCUGCCGGUCGCUGGUGAUCAGGAAGAUACUUCCACUCAGGAGAAAACUGACGGGGUGGAAAAGGGCUCUGAGGAAGAAGCGCGGGUGGAGACUGGUGCGGUCGGUAAUGAAGAUGAUGGUGCUGACGCGCAACCGCCAGAUGCUCUAGACGACGAGGAUGACGGCUACCUGAGUGAUGCCUCUGAUGAACACCUGGAGCCGGAUUCGCUUAACAGUAUUCUUGCUCUGAAACGCUUCUCACUAACCUUGUUGGUGCCAAUUUCCAGGAAGGUGGAGGUUAAGCGCGCUGCUGUGACUAUUGCUGCCUUGCUGGACGACUGGAAGGAGUUGUUAUCGCCUGAGGUGCUCUCAACCACCACUUACCAGGAUCUUCCGCCAAUGUAUUUCUCCGGUGACCGCUACGGACGGCUGCAAGUUACCUUCAAUCAAGUUCGGGACGCGAACUUGGUCUGGAGUCAAGUCAUCCGUCACGAGUGUGUCAAGGGCGAUUUCAUUGACCUCACCUGGCAGCACCCGAAAGACGCGCGUUUUCUGCGAGAGCGUGUGCUCAACCCCACAGCUAAGGAGGUCGUAGUUAAAGGCGUGCCGGCGGAGAUCUCGGCGGAAUUAAUUCGACGCUUGUUGGUGGUGUCGAAGCUGGUCAUUCGCAGGAGAAGUGCGUUCGCCAGCGGCUUCGGCUUUCAUCGGACGGUGGACCCAGUGUCCGGCUUGGAUACGGAUCGCAUUCGUGGCCUGAUCAUAUCUCACGCUGACGAUGAAUACCGCUGGCGCUACUUCGUGGAAGACCCAUAUAUGGGGAAGAGAUACCUGCUUCAUUUCCCGUCGCUGGUUUGCGGGUUCUGCGGUGGCCAACACAUGACGCGUUAUCACAAUCAUUACGUGGCGCCGAGGCAGGAAAACCUCAACAACUGGAACCUGACUGUUAAAAAGGUUCACGAGAGGAAUGGUAUAAGCGGAGUAGCAUCUUACCUGCUGCUGUCGUUCGAUUUCCUGCACGCUCUUUUUUCCUCGCCUCUUACUGACAGAUACCUGCUUCUUCUUCCCCACAGCCGCAUCCCUGAAAGCUUCAGACCCGCUGAAGCGCAUCAUGCGAGACCCCGCUAUCAUUCUCACCUCAACCGGAGGCGCGCGGGAGGAAUGGGUUUGCGUCCAGACGGGCUGCGAGAAGGCGCAGGGGAAUCGUUUCGAGCAGGCGUCGGCUCACAUCGCUUCAGCCCGUCUCAAAGGGGGGUUGCGGAAGGAAGGUUCAGCGACGCGCACAAGCAUGUUCUCCCAGAAGCUGCAAGCCUUCAAGGAGUUCAUCGUGAAACCUGCGAAUCCUUGCCGGCGCUCCCGAACGUUCUGGUGAUGGGUGACCUCAACGUGGUCGAGGACCCGGAGUUGGACCGCACCUCGCACUCCGGUUCCUCGGCAGAAAAUCAACGGCUCCUGAGCUGCUGGGGCAACAUAGAUCUGAGGGAUGCUUUCAGACACAUGCAUCCGGACAAGAGAGAAUACACGUUUUUCGCAAAAGCAACAAGGUCCAGCUCGAGGAUUGACAGGGCGCUGAUUUCUCAGCCGCUGCUGGGUAGACUGGUGGAUGCAAAACACGUGGCAAUCACAAAUGGGAUGACGGAUCACUGGAGCGGAAUAGGAGUGGUGCUGGAGUCUGCAGACGCGGUUAAGAACGGGCCAGGCAUCUGGAGGCUGCGAGCGGAGCAGGCAAAGAAGGAGGGUGUCAGGAAAAUUGUUAAGAAGAUCGUUGAGGAGUCCGCUGGUGAACCAGCUGACCGGCUGCUGGAAAGGUUGACCGCCUGUCUGAGGGCAUACUCACGGGAGGAGAGGAAGCGGGAGACGGCAACUAGGUUACAUCUCACCAAAGAAGUGGAGCGGCUCCGAGUUCGAGUGUCACGCUACCCGCACUGCCAGCGAACAGAGCUGGAUGGGGAGGUGGCAUCGGGAAUCCUGUCGGCACAAAUCAAAACUCGCAAGGCAAAGACAGCGAUCCGCGCAGUGUUAAGGAAUGGAACUGUCUUCUCAGGGGUGCAGGAGGUUCUCUCAGCGGCGACAGACCACUUCCGUGAGGCUUUCGGCUGUCCUGGCGGAGGCGCGGUAUCUGUCACAGAGAACCGCCCCAUGCAGCGGCAGUUGGGGGAAGAAAGCAGGAGAUCGUUGAAUGCGCCUUGGACGGAGGAGGAGGUGCGGAAGGCAGUGCGGGAGCUCGCCCCGGGGAAGUCGCCAGGAGCGGACGGCUUGCCCAAGGAGCUUUUUGACUACAACUGGGACUUGUUGGGACCGAUACUGAUGGACCUGGUGGGGAGAUUUACGAGGGGAGAAAUUUUGCCGCAAAAUAUCACAACAGCGGUGACCAUUCUGCUGCACAAAAAGGGUGACAAGGGUGACCUAGGGAACUACCGGCUAAUAACGCUCCUAAGCACCGUGUACAAGAUCGUAGCGAAAGUGAUGGCAAGCAGGCUCAAGAAAGUUUUGCACGAGGUCAUAUCGGAGGACCAGUAUGGCUUCAUACCUGGUCGCCAGCUGGCGGACGCGAUGGCGGUGGUGGCAGACGCCAUUGAAGCAGGGGCGAAUGGGAAGGAGGACUGGUUUCUGUUGAUGAUUGACUUCCAGAAGGCGUUUGACUCGAUCUCGCGCAACUUCCUCUUCAGCACAUUACGGAAACUGGGAACACGUUUGCAUAUUAACGGAUGGAUGGGGGAAAAGGUAGCGGUGGAAAAGGGGGUGCGCCAAGGGUGUCCGCUGGCACCGUACCUGUUCCUCUGCGCGGUGGAGCCGCUAUGCCAAGAGAUCAACCGGAACAAGCUGGGGGUCAGAAAGAGGGGUGUGGGUAGGCUGGCGUACUUGGGCUACACUGACGAUACCUCACUCCUGCUGCAGGGGGCGGGGCAGCUCCAGAUGGCGUCUAAGGUGCUGUCGGACUUCGGGGAAGAGUCGGGUCUGAAGGUGAAUGAAGGGAAAACGGUGAUCUUUCCGCUGGGGAAGAACCGGGGGAAGCCAGCGCCACAGGGGGUACGGUACAAAUGGGCGGAUAAAGACGAUCCGGAGCGACUGCUGGGGAUUUGGAUCACACCGAACGGUGACCCGACCCCUUCCUGGAACAAGGCGUUGGACAGAGCGAGGGGGGAGUUAGCGAAGUGGGAAAUGAGACACCUGACCACAUCAGCAAGAGUGCCGAUAAUCAACAGCUACAUCGUGCGGAUUUUCCUCUUCCAGGCACAAGUUUACCUGCCGCCGGAGGCCAUCUGGAAGAAGAUCCGCAAACUGUGUCAUACCUUCGUCUCGAAAGGUGAAGCGGCAGAGGAAAAGCGUUUCAUCCUCUGGAACUACAAGCUGGCCUGCACGCCUCGGGAGGACGGGGGGCUGGGGUUGUUAUGCCCGGAGCUGAGAGUCGACAGCAUUGCUAUCCGGAACGUCUGCUGA
This is a messenger RNA of Closterium sp. Yama58-4, 3579 nucleotides long. The record is from the annotation of a GenBank genome assembly. NCBI's taxonomy places the organism in Eukaryota, Viridiplantae, Streptophyta, Zygnematophyceae, Desmidiales, Closteriaceae.